AUGACAACUGGAACAUGUGCGUUUGGUCUCAACCUCACAGCAGCGAAUCGAGUCUUCAUCAUCGAGCCGCAGUGGAAUCCAAGUGUUGAAAAUCAAGCAAUCGCAAGAGCAAUUCGGAUGAAUCAAAAGGACUCGGUUGUUGUGACUCGAUACAUGAUUAGAGGAACGGUGGAACAAGAAAUGAGAUCGCAACAAAAAAGAAAGCUGGAGAUUGCCGAUAUUGGGAACAAUCCAAGCCAGUAG
Molecule: messenger RNA, 243 nt
Organism: Cadophora gregata
Lineage: Eukaryota; Fungi; Ascomycota; Leotiomycetes; Helotiales; Ploettnerulaceae
Exons: 3
Coding region: 1-243 (80 amino acids)
Source: RefSeq, a predicted model, not a curated record